Messenger RNA from Arctia plantaginis, 633 nucleotides. The record is from the annotation of a GenBank genome assembly. Lineage: Eukaryota; Metazoa; Arthropoda; Insecta; Lepidoptera; Erebidae.
AUGUAUAUUACUCCAUUAGUUACUACUAUAUUGUUUACACUAAUUCAUGGAAUAUUCUCAAAAAGCGUCGAACUUACCUUUGAAUUACCUGAUAGUGCAGUAGAAUGUUUUUUCCAAGACAUAGAAAAGAAUACCUCAGCGGCACUUGAAUACCAGGUUAUUACAGGCGGUCAAUAUGACGUCGAUGUGAAAAUAGAAGGUCCCAAUAAGCAAAUAAUCUAUCAACAACAAAAAAUGCAGUAUGACUCCCAUCAGUUUACUGCACAACAAACAGGUAUAUACAAAGUGUGCUUCAGCAAUGAAUUUAGUACAUUUUCACAUAAGUUGGUAUAUAUGGAAUUAAAUGUGGGCCCUGAGAAACCAUUGCCAGGUGUCGGAGAGCAUGCAACUGUUCUUACACAGCUGGAAACUUCUGCAGAAGAAAUUCACUCAGCCCUUAAUAGAAUUAUUGAUCAUCAAACACACCACAGGCUAAGGGAAGCUCAAGGUCGCAAGAGAGCAGAAGAUCUAAACGAGAGAGUAUUCUGGUGGUCAAUGGGAGAGACACUAGCAAUAGUAUGUGUUACAUUUGCCCAAGUUAUGGUUCUAAAGAAUUUCUUCAGUGACCGACCUACUGUAUACAAUCGAAUGUAA